CCCUAGACUGAGUGAAACAUUAUCAUUACCCUAUAUGUACCUAGGUAGUAAUCUCUUUUAUAAAAUGGUUUGUACUGUGAUCUCUUUUAGCUAUGACUUAGGCUAGGUAUAGGUUACUAAUUCAUAUAGGUACUAGCUAUUUUGGUAUUACCUAUUUCUACUGUUAAUUCUAUACUUUAUACCAUAUAUCUAUAAGAUCUACCUAGUCUAACCUAACCUAUAGCACCAGGAACUCAACUGACCAAGGAGCAACCCCUCCCCCCUCCUCAACCUGACCUAGGAUGCCAUUAGUCAUACUAUGGGAGGACCUGUACAUUAUGAAGAUUAAUGGCAAAACACAGUUAGUAGGUGAUAAAGUAAUUCUUGUGCCAUACAAGAAGUCCCACGUCGCAAAGUAUCAUAAGUGGAUGCAGUCACCGAGAUUGCAGGAACUUACUGCAUCAGAGCCUCUUACUGAAGAGGAAGAAUAUGAUAUGCAGAAGUCAUGGUAUGAAGAUGAUAAUAAAUGUACAUUUAUCAUAUUAGACAAAGGAUGCUUUGAAGAAACAGGAUCUGAGGAGCAGUCCAUGAUAGGUGAUACUAAUCUUUACCUUAAUGAAGAUGAAGGGAAAUCUGUAGCGGAAGGAGAGAUAAUGAUAGCGGAAAUGGCCUUUGCAGGGAAGAAGCGAGGCUGGGAAGCGAUGCUCCUCAUGUUCCGCUACGGAGUGGAAUGCUUAGGAAUUGUGAAGUACCAAGUGAAAAUUGGUAUGUCGAACACUCCGAGUAUUUGUAUGUUCAAGAAGAUGAAUUUCUGCACUGUGUCUGAGUCACAAGUGUUCAAGGAGAUCACUAUGGAAAGUGAAGUGAAUGAGACAUGGAGAACUUGGUUAAAUGAGAACACAAAACAUUUUAGUAUUGUUCCACAUGAAAAUGAAGAUCUAGGAUAAAGUGUGAUACUAAGACCUGCUGUUUCAUUAUAUUCACGUACCAGACAGCACAAGGACUGAUUCUUGUAGCUGCUUGGGAUCUUGGGAUCCACCCACACUUAUGUAGUGCUGGAUGCCACUUUUCUCUUUAAUUUCAAGGAGCUUAAGCUUUGAGGACUGUUUCUUGCUUACAAAAUGGGCUGACUGUGAAUAAAGAAUUUGUAUUAAAAGUUAAAUUUUGAUUUUUAAGAAAGUAACAUGUUUUUGUUCUCUGUAGG
Molecule: messenger RNA, 1183 nt
Organism: Macrobrachium nipponense
Lineage: Eukaryota; Metazoa; Arthropoda; Malacostraca; Decapoda; Palaemonidae
Product: N-acetyltransferase 9-like protein
Exons: 2
Coding region: 282-926 (214 amino acids)
Molecular function (GO): N-acetyltransferase activity
Source: RefSeq, a predicted model, not a curated record